Messenger RNA from Lactuca sativa (garden lettuce), 1569 nucleotides. RefSeq names its product protein terminal ear1. Lineage: Eukaryota; Viridiplantae; Streptophyta; Magnoliopsida; Asterales; Asteraceae. The record is from RefSeq and is a predicted model, not a curated record. Gene Ontology annotation, molecular function: RNA binding.
GUCUGUGAAAUGUGAUCGAGUAUUGGAAAGGCAACUGAUACUUGACAGUGAAGAAGGUAGACAAAAGGAAACAUUUGCCGUCGGCUGUGCCAAACAUGCAUUUAAUUCCAUCCAUCAUUACACCCCCCAUAAUCUCUCUCUCUCUCUCUCUCUCUCUCUCUCUCUAAGAUUCAUCCAAAAGAUCAUUCUAAAAUCUUUUCUUCACCAACAAACCCCAAGAAACUUCUACAAAUACUCCUGUGAUCCUAAGAGCUCUAUCAAUGGCGAUUGAGAUUGUUUCCUCCAGACCCUUGGAUCCCAGAGCUUCUCCUUACAAUACAAUUUAUCAUCGGGAUUUCUACGUCUACCAUAUUCCUCGACCUCUUCCUUAUUAUCUGAUUUUGCCACCAGUUCCACCACGUCCACCAUAUUUCUGGUCAUACAAUGCUCAUCAACAGCCGUUGCCCGCCAAGUCAUUACCACUACCACUUCCUCCACCAUCUUCUCCUGGAAAAAAGAGCAAUUUCUCUCUGGCUUCGGUUCCUUCGGGGCCCAGAAUCCCCAAAUCCCGGCUCCCUGGACGCCACCGGAGAGUUAAUAAGGUGGUUCGCUUCGGAAGCCAUGGUUGCGGCGGAACUGAAACGAAGACGCAGUUGAAACCGGUGGAGAAAAAAACAACUCUGGAAAAAGUUGGGCGUGGAGGAAAAAGACGUUGGAAAAACAGAAGUGGAGAGUAUCAAGAGAUUUUGCCACUUGAUACUGAAACUUCAUCUGUCAUGAUCAAAAACAUUCCGAAUAAAUACACGAGAAAGCUGCUGAUACAAACUUUAGACGACCAUUGCAAGCUUGUGAAUCAAAAGAUCAACAAAGACUCCAUUGAUGAGAAGAACUCGAUUUCUGCUUAUGAUUUUCUGUAUCUUCCGAUAGAUUUCAACAAUCGAGUGAACGCUGGAUUCGCGUUUGUGAACUUUACAACUCCAGAAGCUGCUUCAAGAUUUAGGGACACCUUUCAUGGCAAACAUUGGGACUUCUUUGAUAGUCCGAAGAUAGCAGAGAUUACAAGGGCCCGAAUUCAGGGCAAAAGGCGUUUAGUGAACAAUUGCAAAACAAUGGACUUCUCGUAUGGAUCCGAAGAAGACAUGCCCGUUUCGUUUGAACCGGCAAGAGAUGGGUCGGAUGGUGUUCAUUCGAAGAUGACCGUACUGGGAAAGUUUCUUCGUUAGGGUUUUUAGCCUGUGAAAAGACUCUUUUACCCAUUAGGGUUUUAGGUUAAUCAUUCUGUGUUUCCUCCAUUAUCAUCAGAGUUUCUUUCAGAACUAAUCUUCUUUAGGUUUUUAGAGUUUCUAGUAAGAUUUGGGGUUUGAUGGGAAAAGACAAAUCUUAACCAGUAGGGUUUAUUGGGUGUACUAUGAUCAUUACGUGAAGAUGGUGGUGUAUAGGAGUAGGGGGUGGUGGACUUGGGCACCUGAGCUAUCUUUGCUUAUGGCAGGGUGUUGGGGUCCACCCCUUUUGAUCAUCUGUUAGGUCUAAUAUCAUGUUGUAAAAGGUUACUUCGAAACUGAAAUGGUGUUGAAGUUGCUUUCUGCUGUU